AGUUUGAAUAAAGCUUCUUUCUGCUCUCCCACGCAGGCAGGAGUGAGAGGCCCCUGGAGUCGCUACCACCGGGAGCUUUGGAGCAUCAACGGUAACAAUGACCCCCCUGCUUCUGCUGUGCGUGUCCUUGCCCCUCAUCUUGGCAACAGUUUUGCCGAAAGACCAUGAUGACUUGGAUGGCACAUUGCGUGUCAGCAUCCCAAUGGAGAUGCCUCUCCGUCCUCUGCUCGGCAGCAAAGUAGUCGUUCCAUGCUACUUCCAGGACAACACGGUCAACGACCCCGGUGCCCCGACCAUCGCCCCGCUCUCCCACCGCAUCAAAUGGUCCUACAUCAUCAAGGAGAAAGUCACCACCAUCCUGGUCGCAUCGGAGGGGAAAGUCCAAGUGGAGACGGAGUAUUUGGACAGGGUGACGAUGAUCAACUACCCGCUGGUGCCCACCGAUGCCACCAUGGAGAUAACGGAGCUCAGGUCCAAAGAUUCUGGCACCUACCGCUGCGAGGUGAUGCACGGCAUUGAGGACAACUACGACACCGUGGACAUCCUGGUUCAGGGUAUCGUGUUCCACUACCGAGCCAUCUCCACGCGCUACACCCUGACCUUUGAGAAAGCCAAAGCAGCCUGUAUCCAGAACAGUGCCAGCAUCGCAACUCCAGCUCAGCUCCAGGCGGCGUACGAUGACGGAUACCACCAGUGUGAUGCUGGAUGGCUCUCUGAUCAGACCGUCAGGUACCCCAUCCAGGAGCCUCGUGAGCGCUGCUACGGAGACAAGGAGACCUUCCCUGGCGUGAGAACAUAUGGCGUGAGAGAUGCUAACGAGACCUACGACGUGUACUGCUUCGCUGAGAAGAUGUCAGGCAGAGUCUUCUACUCCAUGUCUGUGGAGAAGUUCACCUUCUAUGAAGCUGGGGAUCAGUGCACCAAACUUGGGGCCCGCCUUGCGAGCACCGGAGAGCUUUACCUGGCCUGGCAGGCUGGCAUGGAUGUGUGCAACGCUGGCUGGCUGGCAGACAGGAGUGUGCGUUACCCCAUCAACAUCGCCAGACCCCAGUGUGGAGGGGGGCUCCUCGGAGUGAGGACCGUCUACCUGUUCCCUAACCAGACAGGAUACCCCUACCCAGACUCCCGCUAUGAUGCCAUCUGCUUCCAAGCUGGUGAGGAUGAAGGUUCCGUCCUCGUAAGGACCACUCCUUUCCCAGACAUCAUUCGCAUCUCACCUGGCUCAGCUAUAUACCCAGGUAUCAUCCCCACCCCUGUACAGGAGGAGGGCAAAGGCGAUGAAGUCCAAACCCUUUCCCCACUGCCGGUGCCCCCGAGUGCGACAGACACUUUCACUAGAGUGACUCCGAUUGUACCUGAGCCUGGUUUGGGUCUGACUGACAUUUACGCCGCCAUGGGACCCACAGGUGUGGUGUUCCACUACAGACCCAUCACCGGUCGCUACACUCUGACCUUUGUGGAGGCUGCCAGAGCCUGCCAGAGUAUCGGGGCAGUCAUUGCCAGCCCUCAGCAGCUGCAGGCAGCCUUUGAGAAAGGCCUGCACCAAUGUGAUGCGGGCUGGCUCCGUGACCAGUCAGUCAGGUAUCCCAUCGUGUCACCCAGAGAAAACUGUGCCGGCAAUCUGCCCCACCUCCCAGGAGUCAGGUCCUACGGCCUGAGACCAGCUGGCGAGCACUACGAUGUAUUUUGUUACGUAGAACGCCUGCAAGGCGAGGUCUUCUUCACCAGCGACUACGACAGCUUCUCCUUUGAGGAAGCUGUGCAGCAUUGUCAGAAACUCAACACCACCCUGGCCAACACUGGACAGCUGUACGCUGCCUGGAACCAAGGCCUUGAUAAGUGCCGUCCAGGCUGGCUGAUGGACCGCAGUGUGCGCUACCCCAUCACCACCCCCAGGUCCCACUGUGGAGGCGGUCAGGUUGGAGUCCAAAUCAUCUACGCCUACCCCAACCAGACGGGAUUCCCUGACGAGCACUCACGAUACGAUGCUUACUGUUUCAAAGCUGGGAGUGGGGUCGUACAUGUCGAGACAGAAACUAGGGUGAACGUGAGCACAGUGACCGUGGAUGUCAUCGACAAAACAACAGUCACCGUUGAUCAUUGGGCUCCGACAGUUGAAACCACUGUGCACUACAAUGAAACUGAAUUUGAGGUAAAUGUUACAACAAUAGAGGAGUACAUCAACGAGACAACCAUCACUACUCAACAAGUUGUUCCUACUGUGAAAACAAUUUUACCACCAUACCAUGUUGAUGUGUCCGGCUCGGGUUCAGCCGACCAUUCAGCCAGCGGAGAGCUCCCAGGAGAGCCCGGUUCCUCCAGUGGCAGUGGAGAGUCCUCUGGAUCAGGGCAGGAGAUCCUAUUCAGCGGACGCACUGACAUGUUCUCUGGAGAUCACUCGGCGUCUGGACAUCCACAGGAGGCAGAAGGGGAAAGCUCUGUUCUCUUCACAUCUGGACAACAGGGCAGUGCAUCCGGAUCUGGGGAGAGGCUGGACAUACCACACUCUGGUUUCGGUGUAUCAGGAUCAGGUUACAGCAGUGGAAGUGGAGAAGUCAGCGGUGGCAGUGGAGAUACGGUGAUCAUCAUGGUGGAUGGUGAGAUGGUGGAGGUGACGAGAACCGACCGAAAACCCACUCAGCAGGAGUUAGGCGGCGGAGGUAUUGACUCCAGUGGGGUGUCCUUGGGAUCAGGCAUGUCAGGAUCAGGAGAUCUGUCCGGGACCGGCUCUGGAUUUUCUGGCAUCUCAUUUAUAGACCACAGUGCCGUCGACCUCACCGUCCAGUCGUCCGGAGAGCAGGAGGUGUCUGGAUAUCGCCCCUUCCAUAGCGGCUUCUCAAGCGGUUUCCCAUCUGGUGUCUCGAUCAGCGGCUCUGCGUCUGGGGACUCUUUCCAGCACCGGGGUGACGUCAUCUACCUUACAGACAUGGAUUUGAUGGAGGUGACAGAGCCUCCACAGGUCAGGCUCCCUGAGCAGGGCAGGGGCGUGGUGGAGGUCAGCGGAGAAGGAAGCGGCUCAGGGAUCCACCAUGAAUUCAGCGGCUCCACGGACCAAAGAAUGCAUCUGUCAGGAAGCGGAGACCAGGGGACCCCAUCUGAGUACACUUCCAGUGUUGACCAUUCAGGGCUUGGCCAGGACAAUCAGGAACGACAUUCAGAUUACGUGACCCCCGACACGACCUACACCAGUCCAACCACAGCACCAUCAGUGUCAUUAGCAACCCCUUCUGUAGUUGAGCAGCCUGAAGUUGUUGAAGACUCUGUAGACCUUUGUGAUCCAAACCCCUGCAGAUCAGGAUCCUGCACUGUGCAGGGAGACAUCGCAGUGUGUCAGUGUCCUACCGGUUUCACUGGCGAAGACUGCUCAACGCGUGUGCAGGGCUGUGCCGACGGAUGGUUGGAGUUCAUGGGCAGCUGUUACCUCCACUUUGCGGAGAGAGACACCUGGUCUGAGGCGGAGCAGCGCUGUCAGGAGCUGAACUCCCACCUGGUCAGCAUCGGGUCCCAGGAGGAGCAGCAGUUCGUCAACUCCAAUGGUCAGGACUACCAGUGGAUCGGACUCAACGACAAAGAUGUGCAGAACGAGUUCCGGUGGACAGACGGAAGUCCUCUGGCCUUUGAGAACUGGAGGCCCAACCAGCCGGAUAACUACUUCAACUCUGAAGAGGACUGCGUGGUGAUGAUCUGGCACGAGGGUGGACAGUGGAAUGACGUGCCCUGCAACUACCACCUUCCCUUCACCUGCAAGACUGGCCCAGUCAUGUGCGGAGCGCCCCCUCAGGUGGAGCACGGCCGCCCGAUGGGCAGCAGCAGCAGAGCGCGCUACCCCGUCGACUCUAUAGUCCGCUAUCAGUGUGAUGCAGGCUACACACAGCGCCACAUGCCUGUCAUACGCUGUAUGCCAGAUGGUCAGUGGGAGGAGCCUCAGGUGGAGUGUACAGAAGCCGGCGCCAACAGCAACAGACUACACAAAAGAUCCCUCAGGAGGAGAAGUAAAGGUGUCGGCAGCCAACAGGAACAGAGGAAGCUGCACUGAGCGGGAAUGAAAGGACACACUGCAGAGAGCCACAAAGGACCCCUCUUGUAAAGAGGCAUGGACACCAAUGCAAAUGCCCGACCAAAAAGAUAACAUUCCCCACCGUGUAUAUACACACACACACAUACUUUUAAGCACAUUGGUAGAGUAACUGACGUACGUUUUGGAUCUUUGAGUGUCACUCUACAUCUUCUUAACGUAGUUUACUUUGUAUUUAUACUGUUUAAUUUAUAGAUGUGACUCAGUAUUUGUAAAAAUCAAGCCAAAAUUUCCUGCAAUCGGUUGCCAGCACUGCACACAGAGGUCGGUUAAAAAACUGUCAGAAAGGGAUACAAGAAGCUUUAGAGUGGCACCCAAAGUCCAACGAAUCCCCUCGAUAGAAGUGUUUUCAAAUGCAGCUGGAUUCUCUGAAGUAAAACACAUCGUUUCGUAGAACUUUAGGUGUUUUCUAGAUCUGUGUUUCUUAGUAUUAUUUCUACAUCUCUUGUAUUUGGUGUUAGACUUUAAGGACGACACGUGUGUGAUUCAGCCUCGCCAAUCAAGCAGGUUCUUUUUUUAUUCUCGAGCUGUUUGGUUGGGAUUCCCUUUAGAAAGAAAAAUUAAAAGCGAGGCGUGUUUUCAACAAUUCAGAAGUGUAUAAAAAUCCAAAUGUAGGGGGGAAAAGACAAAUGAUUUAGUUUGAGAAGCAUCGUGCAGCUUCCCCCGCCACAGAAUCAGACGUAUUGAAGAGAUUGUGCUCGUCCAUUUAAUGAGAGAAGGUUGAUUUAAAGGUGACAUAUCAUGCAAAAUGGACUUUUUAAUGGUUCUCUACCUGAAAUAUGUGUCCCUGUCUACAAACCCCCGAAAAUGAAAAGAAUCCAUUCUGCCCCUGUUCUGAUUUCUCCACCUUUCUGUAAAUGUUUUCAGUGUUUUUCAUACGUCACAACGCCAUCCGGUCUGUAACAGGAAGUCAGAGCUCGGAGCUUGUUCAGCCCAUAGACUGUAUAAAAUACAACUCAACCCCUCCUCCGUUUUUCAUUCCCUGCACAAAUGUGUGCUAACAAGGAGCUUAGGAGGGAGGCAUGCUAGUUGUAGGCUGUCUUAAUAAACACAAAGGUCAGUUUUACUCCCCACGUCUGCAGAUUUGAAGAUCUAGUGGAUGAUUCUUCAUUUUCAUGGAAAAGUGCUAGCGCUAGUUAGCAUAGCCACAUAGCUACAUGUCUGUAGCUGUAGCUGUAGCUGUAGCUGUAGCUGUAGCUGUAGCUGUAGCUGUAGCUGUAGCUGUAGCUGUAGCUGUGUACCAAGACACACAUCGACAUACUGACAAAUAAAACAAGAAACACUAAAUCUGGGACCAAUCAUUCAGAAAGGUCCUGCUGCCUUUCUGGCAGAGGUCGGUUUGACUCCCCACGUCUGCAGAUUUGAAGAUCUAGUGGAUGAUUUUUAGUUUUCAUGGCAAAGUGCUAGUGCUAGUUAGCAUAGCCACAUAGCUACAUGUUGGUAGCUGUGUACCAAGACACACGUCGACAUGCUGACAAAUAAAACAACAAGAAACACUAAAUCUGUGACCAAUGGUUCAGAAAGGUCCUGCUGCAGGCGCCUCUCCGUCAGGAUCAGAUUCUGGAUCAGAUUCAGAGGGUUGAAGUAACCCGGUCUGUGAGCAGCCGUGUAUAUUCAGCCAACAUGUAAACAUUAGAUCAACGUGCUGGACAGCCGAGGCCACACCCACUUCCUGAGGGGGCGUGGUCAGAGAGCUCAUUCUCAUUUAAAGGCACAGACACAGAAAGCAGCCUGUUCUGAGCAGGGCUGAAAAAGAGGGGUUUACAGGCAGACCAAAAUCUGAUUUCAAAGUGUUUUUAUGAGCAAUAAACUCAAAAGACAUGUUUUGGGGACCUGUUAGACCAAUAUAUCUUGAUGAAAAAGAGCAUAAUAUGUCACCUUUAAGUCUUUCGCAACAGAGCUGGGUCUAAAUAGUCAGCACUCACGCACUUUUGGGAGCCUUCAGUAACUUCUGUGCUAAAUAUUUGAAUCCAGUGCACCUUAUAUCAAAAAUAAACACACCACACCACACCACAUGUAAAAGGAUGGUGCUGAAGUCCACCUCCUCAAUCUGUUGCAGAGGAUGCACGCUCAGUUUGCAGGCCGGGGUGAAUAUUUGGUGCUUCUUGAGAGCAGCUGAGGAUUGUGUGCUUUUCUAAGAUUUAGAUUGACUGAAUGGUUUAGUUUCUCACUGUAAAUAUUCUCUCUACAACUCUCUGAACAGCAGGAUCUGUCGACAGCUUACGCAGAGCAGACAUUCGUUAGCUUAAAUAACCGGUGAGGUGCAGUUAUGCAUUAUUUAUCAAGUGGGUGUGACUGAUUUUGACCGCCAUCUGAACUGAAGACGUUUUUUUUUUUUGGGAGGUUUCUGGCUUUUCCUCAUGUGACAGGGUCUAAAAACAGAAAUGUACAUCUUGAAAUGUUGUGAUUUUAGGAAAAAGAAAGCUGUGAAAGCAGUAGGAGUUUAUAUAAAUGAUGAGGCUGAGGUGGAAGAGGAGGAUAUGAAAUGUUGACCAUGACCUUUUUGAAGGUCAAGAUUUGCUUCAACUCAGAGCAGACGCUUGUGAAUACGUCCGACUUCCACGGACGUAUUCACAAACUCAGAAACAGACGCGCAAAGUGAUGCUUUCAUGGACUCUAAGUUCAAAUAAAAACAAAGAUAACAGGAGAGGAGGUUUCUGUUUCACAAAGCUGCACAGUGAAACAUGCAGAUUAAUGAGUGGGUGCUCUUGGUGUGUCUAACUUUAAAACUUGUUGCACAUCAUCACGAGAGGGACUCUUUAAAAACAGAUGAAUCUGUGAGCAGCGGUCUGUGUCAGUGUUUGUGAGCCCUUAAUUCUUCAAUAAGUCAAAUUAUGUGUAACAUCGCUCACAAACACUUGUGUCGUGACUUUGUUGGGAUCCUGACACCUGAUGUGAACAUGCAGUAUUCUGUGCUGUGCCAAAUAAAACUUGGAAUCAUC
This is a messenger RNA of Notolabrus celidotus (New Zealand spotty), 7017 nucleotides long. It is a transcript of the gene acanb, whose product is annotated as aggrecan b. Lineage: Eukaryota; Metazoa; Chordata; Actinopteri; Labriformes; Labridae. The record is from RefSeq and is a predicted model, not a curated record. Gene Ontology annotation, biological process: cell adhesion. The transcript is spliced from 19 exons. The coding region runs from base 98 to 4036 and encodes 1312 amino acids. Gene Ontology annotation, molecular function: hyaluronic acid binding.